AUGAAGAAGGACAUGCUGGUCGCCGGAGGCUGGUUCGCCGGGAUACUGUCGUCGUUCACGAGCCUCCUCUUCCUGCUGUCCAUGGCGCAGCAGUGCGUUCCUGACCUUGUCAGGGACUACGUCGACACACUUAUCACCCGGAUCAUGGACGCCAUAUCCCCCUACGACACCGUCACCAUGGACGAGCACGACCCGGACUCCUUCAGCUCCAGCGAGGCCUACACCAUCGUCGAGGCCUACCUCAGCGCCACCUGCGCCUUCCGCGCCCGCUGCCUCCGUGCCACCGUCGGCAGCGACGACGACCGCAUGACCCUCGCCAUGGACGACCACGAGGAGGUCGUCGACGGCUUCCGCGGCGCCAACAUGUGCUGGAGCAAGAUCAAAGUUCUGCCCCGCGCCAACACCAUCGUCACCAACGCGCACACGGACGAGCGCCGCAUGUAUCGCCUCACCUUCCACCGCCGCCACCGCCGGCUCGUCGAGGACGCCUACCUGCCGCACGUCCUCACCAAGGCCCGUGACGUGAUCGCGAGCCGACAGCAGAGCCUCCACACCAACAAGCCCAAGGACGACUGGGACGGGGACUACGACGGCUGGAGCAGCGUCAAGUUCGAGCACCCCUCCACCUUCGCCACGCUCGCCAUGGACCCUAGCAAGAAGCAGGAGAUACUUGACGACCUCGAGAUGUUCCGUGAUGGGAAGGAGUACUACGCCUCCAUCGGCAAGGCGUGGAAGCGAGGUUACCUGCUGUUUGGGCCCCCUGGCACCGGCAAGUCCAGCAUGAUCGCCGCCAUUGCCAACUUCCUCGGCUACAAUGUGUACGACCUCGAGCUCACGGCCGUCAAGAGCAACACCGAGCUGCGGAGGCUCUUCAUCGACACGAAAGGCAAGUCGGUCAUCGUCAUUGAGGACAUCGACUGCUCCAUCGAUCUCACAGGCAAGCGCAGUAAGAAGGGCAAAAGGUGCAAGAAAAACAACAACAAGGACCAUCAAGACAAGGACAAGGAGAAUGAGAAGAAGGUGACGCUGUCCGGGGUGCUCAACAUCAUCGACGGGCUGUGGUCCGCAUGCGGUGGGGAGCGGGUCAUUGUGCUCACCACCAACCACAAGGAGAACCUAGACCCGGCGUUGAUCCGGCGGGGCAGGAUGGACAUGCACAUCGAGAUGUCCUACUGCUGCUUCGAGUCCUUCAAGGUGCUCGCCAACAACUACCUUGGUGUGGUCGAACAUGAUCUGUUCGGUGAAAUUGGGCAGCUUCUAGGCGAGGUCAACAUGCCAGCAGCUGAGGUAGCCGAGAACUUGAUGCCUAGGUCAAAGAAGAAGGACGUGGACGCGUGCCUCGGUAAGUUGGUUUUGGCGCUCAAGGAGAAAGCAUCUGCCGGGGACAAAGAUGAAGAUGAGAAUGACAGUAGCAGUAGUGACGAAGAAGAAGAAGACAAGGAUCAUUAA
Molecule: messenger RNA, 1449 nt
Organism: Hordeum vulgare subsp. vulgare (domesticated barley)
Lineage: Eukaryota; Viridiplantae; Streptophyta; Magnoliopsida; Poales; Poaceae
Product: AAA-ATPase At3g28510-like
Exons: 1
Coding region: 1-1449 (482 amino acids)
Molecular function (GO): ATP hydrolysis activity; ATP binding
Source: RefSeq, a predicted model, not a curated record